Sphaeroforma arctica JP610 is the source of this 2598-nucleotide messenger RNA. RefSeq lists its product as hypothetical. The record is from RefSeq and is a predicted model, not a curated record. Lineage: Eukaryota; Ichthyosporea; Ichthyophonida. Gene Ontology annotation, biological process: signal transduction. Gene Ontology annotation, cellular component: plasma membrane. The transcript has a single exon. Gene Ontology annotation, molecular function: GTP binding; GDP binding; GTPase activity. Bases 223 to 2532 code for a protein of 769 amino acids.
CACAACUCAAAGUGACGUAAAUAUACUGAUCUAAUUAGCAGUGAGUGAUACAUAGUUUGCUAUUCAUAUUCUAUAUAACCGUCAUACACGCUUACAAACACACUAGCAUAGCUGUAUCAUUAGUUAGCAAGACGAACGUCACGUAUAUACUCUAUUGAACCGAUCACUGCUAGUAGAGCAUGGUUCGAGUGGAAGGCACGCAUUUCGAUACAAGAUAGAGCUAUGGCAACUAGUUUCAAACAUGGUAGAAGAUACGAAGGCAAAAGGAUAUCCAUAGUUGUUCUGGGUGCACCCGGGGUUGGCAAAUCGACGUUGGUGAAUCGAUUUGUCACGGGUAUGUAUCACGAGAAAACAUGGUCAAGUGUGGAUGAGAUACGCGAAAAAACAAUAUAUUUCGAUAGAAGAGAGAUCACUUUAGAAAUACAUGAUAUGCAAGGCGUCGACAACAAUAUGGGUGAAGCAAAUAGGGCACGAGUAUCGACUAUGGCUAAUAAUGCAGACGGUGUUGUGCUCUGUUAUGCAGUAGAUUCGUCCCAUUCCCUUAGAGUUGUUUUCGACAUAUAUAAGCUGAUUUGGGGUUUAAGAAUACCAGAUCAUGCUCCAGUAGUUUUAGCUGGAUUGCGUUCGGAUGGCGUACUCGUAGGUAAGAAGGUUGUCACACGUUUAGACGGAAUGAAGACAGUAGACACACUUGGUAUCAGUAGAGAUCACUUUCAUGAAGUUUGUUCAAGAAAGAACAAAAAUGUUACCUCGACAUUCUACUCGCUUGUACGGCAAAUACUUGCAGUGCAAAACCAAACCAUAUUAGAACACAAGAAUACUAGGGCUUCGCGUGCACCUUCGAUGGAUAGUGUGUCAGAUGCCAACUCGAUAGUCAAAAGAUCGAUAUCGGCACCUGGAGUGCAGCGUCUAGCAAAACGCUUGUCUAUGGCUCCUGGCUCACAGUCUGACCUCACAGAAAUGGACUUUGUGGCCAUCCCAGAAAUGACCGCAUCCGUCUCUGUAAAUGAUAUAGUGAAUCGCUGGAGUGUAUGUCAGGCGAACAACGGGGCUGCGAGCACGGGCGCACUAAACGCAGCAUCGGCAACUGAGAGUCUGGGAAAGAGCAAGCGGAAACAAUCGUUAUCGACGUACUCAUUCUCCUUAUCCAGCAAGGAGAAGGACAGUCCGGUGAAUGGUCGAAAUAAUAGAGCUGAGGAGAGAAAGAAGACGGCUGGAAACACAUUUGGUAGAAGAAUAUCCACGACGAGUUUACGACAUCAACACCAGGAUCACUUACAGCGUAGAUCAAGUGCUGCACUUCUCAGGACCAGUAGCUCUCAGACUAGUACCGGUCUGACACGGAACGGUUUUAAAUUAGGUGGAGAUAGCAGUUGUUCCACGAGUCUGUCAACCAACGACGGAAGCAACGGGAGUAGCGGGGUGUGUAGUCCUCUUAGUAGUGGUACCACAAGUCCAGAUCAGGGAACUCCCAGCGAUGCCUCGCCCAGAUCGCGCAAUGGCAGUUUGAACGAAAGCCCAGCAGACGUCAGCGUGAGCCCGAAUAUAGGCAAAUCCGCCAUAGAACGUCAGCUAGCAGAAAGGCAACGGGCCUUCUCGGAGAGUUCGCUUGUAUAUAACCCAGUGCGGUCAAGCCAGCGUAGAACAAAACUCCGUGAUCAAUUGCAAGACCAGAUCAGCUCUACGGACGACACCAGCGCGAGUGGGAUAGAUGAUGGUUCCUCGAAAACUGGCGAAGCAAAUAAAGUCCGUUUCUCGCGUGACUACUGGAGUUCCCGAACGGAUAACCUCUCGGCCUGUAGGCUGAGACUGACCCUCAGACACAGGCACUCUAUGAAUGACCUGGGCAAUGCGUCGAUAGAAACGAGCGAUGUAAAUAGUUUCAUCAGUGCUGAAAAAGGAACAGUACAGCCGGCUCCGAGACUGUUGACGAGAUCACCUACGGAUCUACAAGAGGCUGUGGGGAUGAUGGGAAUGGUUAUGGCCGCCGCUAGAACUAAAAGCGCCUGCACCGGCACCGAUUUGCGCGAAAACAAACAAGACUCGGGUAUAUCCGAUUGCAGUUCAGGAGCAUCCAGCGAAGCAGCUUCCCCUAAUGUGUCUAUGUCGGCUUCGGCUACAGCCUCUCACAAGAGCACCAAAUUCGCGUCCGUAACCUGCAGUGUGCCUGACUUGUCAUCUGCGGCAUCUCCGGUAAUGAAUGGCGAGAGAGAACAGUCACCCCCGGUGAUGAAAACGGUGCGAAGCUGCGCGACCCUAGGAACACCAGCGAAUGCCCCACCUCCAGUUCAAUUGCGACCAGGUGAUUCAAGUUUGGAGCUCGAGAAAAUAUCUGUACAUAACUCUCCUCCAGCGAGGCGUUCCGAUGAAGCCAUUCCGACCGUCACAUAUAGCAAAUCCAAGGUACUGAAGUCCAAAUCAUCUGAGACCAAUCUGCUUUUGAAACUUAAACAGUCUAUAUUUAAAGGAAAGUCGAAGACGCCCAAGGCAGAGAAACGUGCCACCGCUACCCAGCCUGUUGGACAAGACUGAGAUGAGAUGCAAGGACCGCUUGGAAAUUUAGACAUAGGAUGACAUGCAUGUAGUUCAGCACAUUCA